This is a messenger RNA of Drosophila takahashii, 1261 nucleotides long. RefSeq names its product probable serine hydrolase. NCBI's taxonomy places the organism in Eukaryota, Metazoa, Arthropoda, Insecta, Diptera, Drosophilidae. The record is from RefSeq and is a predicted model, not a curated record.
CUUCACUCUCUUAUCGAUUGGUUAUCAUACGUCAUUAUUAAGUUUCUCUUUUUAGUUACCUGCCUAAAACCAAAAAAUCAAUAUUGCAAAUUAGUCGGAGAACAGCUGUUGAACUCUAAAGAGGUUCCAAUUUUGAUAAAGCCAACGUGGUGCCACCAAUUUGAGUUCCAAAUCUUUGCCAAACUUUACCGACGUGCAAAGUUCAGAAGACCGUUCGAUCGGGAUGGGAACUUUGUCUUUAAGCGAUUUCAAAGAAGUGAGAAUCCCAGCACCUUGGGGUCACAUUUCUGGACGUUGGUAUGGAAAUCGAACGGAGCGACCGAUCUUGGCCAUCCACGGAUGGUUGGACAACCUGGGAACCUUUGAUCGGCUGAUUCCCCUACUUCCCGAUUAUAUAGGAGUGCUCUGCAUCGAUCUUCCCGGACAUGGAAGAUCCUCUCGCCUUCCGCCGGGAAUGCACUACGGCGUCGAUGAUUAUGUGCUGAUUAUUCCCCGUGUGAUGAAGGAGUACGGCUGGUCGAAGGUUUCCCUAAUGGGUCACUCACUAGGUGGCAUCAUAAGCUUCAUGUACACCUCUCUGGCUCCACAUACAGUGGAUAUGGUCAUCUCCUUGGACAUUUUACUUCCCUCGAAUAUGGUUCCCCAGAAGGCAGUUGGGUUUGUGGCCCAGAGAAUGGAGAAGCAUUUGGUGGAAGAGGAUCGUCAGGAGAAGGGUAAUUUCCAUGAGCCUCCAUCCUACACGCUCUCUCAGUUGACCAAAGUUCUGGCCAAGGGAAGCUUAAAUUCUGUAACCCCUGAAUUCGCUAAGCACCUGCUCCACCGGCAGGUGUCAAAGUCGCAACUAUACCCAGAUAGAUUCUAUUUCUCAAGGGAUGGUCGAGUGAAGUUCUAUCACCUCACACAAAUGGAAGCUGGACUCGCCGAGGAAAUGACAAAACGGAUACGAAGAAAGCCCUACUUGGUCAUUAAGGGAUCAUUGUCUCCAUUCGUGGGAAAGCAUUGCGAAAAGCCCAUUGAAAUCUUACGCCAAAAUAACCCCCAUUUCGAGUUCUAUGAGGUUGAGGGUGGUACUCAUCACGUUCAUCUUCAUGCCGCCGAGGAGUGCGCCCGUUAUGUAGUGCCCUUUAUAAGGCAUCAUCGACCUCCUGCUCUGACUUCUUGGUCUUUAAAUGGAAAGGAGCAGCAACUGAGUGCCGAGGAAAAGCGACGACAACGAGAAAAAUUCUUCGAAAUAAGCAAAAACAAACGCAGCAAGCUGUAA